This is a messenger RNA of Capsella rubella, 804 nucleotides long. RefSeq names its product organelle RRM domain-containing protein 2, mitochondrial. Gene Ontology annotation, cellular component: mitochondrion. Lineage: Eukaryota; Viridiplantae; Streptophyta; Magnoliopsida; Brassicales; Brassicaceae. Gene Ontology annotation, molecular function: RNA binding. The coding region runs from base 105 to 575 and encodes 156 amino acids. The transcript has 4 exons. Gene Ontology annotation, biological process: mitochondrial mRNA modification. The record is from RefSeq and is a predicted model, not a curated record.
CCUUUGCUUCUCAAAACUCAAUCGAUUAGAAAGGAAGCUGCUUUUGGUUAGGGUUUAAGCCGUUAAAACCUUUUUCUAAAUCCAAACGCCACCGAAUCAAUCAAAUGGCGAUGGCUAUGAGACUUCCAGCGAUUUCUAGAGCGGUGACGGAAGUGGCUUUAGCUCCGGUUGGUUUGAGACGGCUCUUCUGUUCAAAUGCUUCCAGGUUCUCUUUUUUGUCCCCACAAGCUGAAACUCAAACACCGGCUCGCCCUCAGGCUGAACCUAGCACCAAUCUCUUCGUCUCCGGGCUAAGUAAGCGUACCACUUCUGAAGGACUUAGGACAGCUUUUGCUCAGUUUGGCGAAGUUGCUGAUGCUAAGGUUGUCACAGACAGAGUAUCAGGAUAUUCCAAGGGGUUUGGAUUUGUUAGAUACACCACCUUAGAAGAUUCUGCAAAAGGCAUAGCUGGAAUGGAUGGAAAGUUUCUUGACGGCUGGGUCAUAUUUGCAGAGUAUGCAAGACCAAGAGAGCAAUCACAGUCAUACCAACCUCAGAACAACAUGUCUCGUCCUCCAUAUUAUGGUAACCGCUAGAGAGACAGCUUUCUUAUGAAAUCUUUCUAUUCAAAUUUGUGCUUCAUUCUAUCCUCUUCUAUAUGAUCAAACUGUUGUCUCAGUGGCUUGUUAUUACCCUAGAAGUUGAGAAACUCGAAAUUAAUAUUUUAUGAGUAAUAACCAAAAACUGUCAUUUACAAGACAAUGCUAAGUGUAAUAGCUCGUCAAGAGGAAGAUAUGAGUAUUUUGGCUUACAUGGCUUAAGUCU